GGUGUGGAUUUGUCCAGUGUGCUGUGUGUGUGUGUGUGUGUGUGUGUGUGUGUGGCUGCAGAAAUGUCUGCGCUGCUCCUCUUGUGUGUGUGGAUGCUCUCCCUGGGCCGUGAUGUUGUCGCACAGGACAGAACGUAUCUGAUCACAUCUCCUCGGCUGGUGCGGCUGGAUGCAGUGGAGACGGUGGUAGUGCAGGUGUUUGACGAGCAGGACGCCACCGUGCAGCUGCACCUGAAGAAGUCCCUGGCCGCAGGGGACACUCAGUAUGCCACGGAGACCGUCCAGCUCAACGCAGAGAACAGCUACCAAGCGGCCGCCAACAUGCGGAUCGUCUCCAAGGACUUCCCGUCUGAUGUCACCCAUGUGUACCUCCACGCUGUGGGCAGCGGCAUUAACCAGCACGAGAGAAUGCCCAUCUCCCGUGACAACGGACUCCUCUUCAUCCAGACUGACAAGCCUCUAUACACACCUGAGCAGUCGGUGAAAGUGAGGGUCUUCUCCCUGAGUGAAGAGCUGAAACCAGCCAGGAGAAAAGUCACUCUCACAUUUCGGGACCCUGAUGCCGUGAAAGUGGACAUUGUGGACCUGGAGGAUGUUAGUGGGAUCAUAUCGAUGCUGCACCCUUUUAAAAUACCCCUCAAGCCAAAGUUCGGGGUGUGGAAGAUCGAGGCGUCCUACACAGAUGACUUCAGCACAACUGCCUAUGCUCAGUUUGAAGUCAAGGAGUAUGUUUUACCCAGCAUCAUAGUGACUAUACAACCAGAGCAGCGCUACAUCAGCCAAGCCAACAUGGACUCCUUCAAGCUGAGCGUCACAGCCAGGUAUGCUCAUGGAGCCCCUGUGCAGCAAGCCUAUGUGAUGAGCAGGUUUGGCUACAUCUCAGGAGAGAGCACAGUCAUCCUACCCAGGACCAGCAGGACUGUGGAGCUGACUGAUGGCCAGACGGAGCUCAACCUGAACAUCACACAGGCCCUCGCUGACGCCAAGGAUGGACCCAAAGACCUACCGCAGCUUGAGGGCACACACCUGUAUGUGAUGAUCACAGUGGAGGAGACUACAGGUGGCGUCAGACAGCAGGCUGAGUUGGCCACUGUCAAGUUUGUAGCGUCUCCCUUCAGUUUGAGCUUGAUUGCAACUCCUCUCUUCAUCAAACCAGCGCUCCCAUAUACUGUCAGGGCAGUGGUGAGGGGCCCAAUGGGGGAUCCGGUGAGUGGUGUGCCUGUCAAGAUCCAGGCGUCGGUCACCAACGGCAACGGGCAGCAGGAUGUGCUGUUGUACUCCAACACGGAGCGGGACGCCACCCAGGUGUCCGACAGUGAUGGGGUGGCCCGCUUCACCUACAACAUCCCCAGCACCUCCGUCAGGGCCCAGUUUGUAAUGGAGACGGUUGAUAAGAAGCUGCCCUCCGAGAGUCAGGCUGCAUUCAAGUUCAAGGCUGACACGUAUGUGUCCACAAGAGGGCGCUAUCUCUCGAUCACUUCCAGCCAGCAGUACCUCACCCUCAAGUCUUUCAGCUACCAGGUGCUGUCCAAGGGCAGAGUGGUGAAGCAGGCCACUCAGCCACGCCGGGGCACCUCAACGGAGUUCAUCAACCUGAAGGUGACGCCGGACAUGGUGCCGUCCGCCCGGCUCAUCGUCUACUACGUCCAGUCAGGAGAGGGCGCCGCAGAGCUGGUGGCCGACUCCGUGUGGUUCGACGUCCAGGACAAGUGUAUGAAUGGACUCAAGGUGGCGCUAAGUGUCCCCAGCCCUCAGUACGAGCCCAAAGAGGAGCUGGCCCUGCAGCUGAAGAGCAGCCAAAGCUCUGUGGUGGCCCUGGCAUCCGUGGACACAGCACUCCACUCCCUCAGGCUCAAGCACACAGACCCACUCAGCACUGUGUUGCGGCAUGUGGAGAGGAAGGACAUGGGUUGUGGUGGAGGAGGAGGGAGGGACGCAGCUGAUGUGUUCCGCAGAGCCGGCCUCAUCUUCAUGACCAACGCUAACGCCAAGACAGUCAUCGAAGGUGACACAUGCUCUGACGUUGUAAGGCCUAAGAGGGAAUUGAAAAAGGAGCACUGUGACCAAAUGAUCCAAAGGUUUCCUGCUCUGAAGCGCUACUGUGUGGAGGGCAGUAAGCAGUUACCUACUUUAGAGUCCUGUGAAGCCAGAGUCAGUCGGUUGGGAUUUGCACACCGUCAAUUGGCGAGGGAAGCCUUUCUGUGCUGCUGCAAAGUGGCCCUUCAGCUAAUGAACAGACCUGGGGUGGUCACUCUUGCUCGCUCAGAGAUGGAAGCCCUGUUUGAAGAUAGCCUCCCCAUGCAGAUCCGGAGCUAUUUCCCUGAGAGUUGGCUUUGGGAGGAGCACCAAGUCCCAGAGGGUACUACAGUCCUCAGACGGAUGCUCCCAGAUUCUCUGACCACCUGGGAGAUGAGAGCAAUUGGUCUGUCUAACGAUGGCGUGUGUGUGUCGGAGCCGCUGCGGGUGUCGGUGAGCCAGGCGGUGAGUGUGGACGUGCCUCUGCCCUACACUAUGGUGCGCGGAGAGCAGAUCGAGCUGAAGGGCUCCAUCUACAACCAGCACGACCAGGAAUCAUGGUUCUCCCUGACUCUGGACGCCUCCGAGGGGAUCUGUGUGUUCCGUGGACAGAACUCUGAGGAGAAGAAUAAGGGCGUUCUGGACAAACAUUCCGUCCACUUCGUCCACUUCUACAUCAUGGCCCUGGAGGCCGGCACACACACCCUCAACUUCACGCUCGGCACCCGGUGGGGCCGAGAGAGACUGGUCAAGAUUCUGCGAGUGACCCCUGAAGGGAUCCUGACUGAGGACAACACUGGGGCCACCAUCGACCCCCAGGGCAUCUACGGAAGUGCCAAGAGAAAAGUGGAGCUGAGGAACUCUUUUCCUCCAAAGGUGGUGCCAAACUCACCAGUGGAGCGGCGCCUCACUCUUACCGGUGAAUUGCUGGGAGAGGUACUGGCCAUCAUGAACGACCCCAAGGGGCUUCAGCAGCUGGUGAACCUGCCACGGGGCUCUGCUGAGAAGGAGCUGAUGGGUCUCCUGCCCCUCUACUACGUGUACCACUACAUGGAGAUGGGCAGCCACUGGGCCGGCCUUGGGCCCCAGGCCGCCGACAUCAAGGCCGACCUCAAAAACAAGAUGAAGGAGGGCCUCAUCAGCAUCAUGUCCUUUAAGACAAGAGUCAACGACGCCUUCAGCAUGUGGAAGGACAGAGAAGCAAGCACAUGGCUUACUGCUCUCAUGGUGAAGACUCUGGCAGAAGUGAACAAGUACACUGCUGUGGAUGGCAAUGAUGUCUCCAAGUGCAUCUAUUGGCUGGUCAACAGCUGUCAGAAAGCAGAUGGGUCUUUCCUGGAAACAUCCAACUACAAGCCUAUAAAACUCAUGGGCGCUGGAGCCGACACCACAGAACAGGCCGCUUACCUCACGUCCUUCGUCAUCAUCGGAAUCAAGAACGCCAUGGCGGAAGUUCCAGAAUGUAAUCUCCAGCUGUAUUCGGAGUCACUGAAGAAGGCAGAGAGCUUCCUGUUCGACAGUGUCCAGUCGGGGAAGCUGAAGAGCCUGUACGUGCGAGCGGUGACGGCCUACGCUCUCAGCCUCCUCGACAGCAGCAGCAUUCCGUCCGUAACGCUCUACGAGGGACUGCAGGCGGCCGCCAGUGUCAAAGGUAACCCACCUGUGGUGCGCUUCUGGCAGGAAGACUCGUCGGCUGCGAACCCCCUGAAGCCACAUAAGGCGUCGGCCCAGACGGUGGAGACAACCGUCUACGUGCUGCUGACCGCCCUGCUGAGAGGCCACGCCUCCCACGUCAAACCCAUCCUCACCUGGCUCACGCAGGACCAGCGCUACGGCGGAGGAUUCUACUCUACGCAGGACACUAUACUCACCUUGGAGGCCUUGGCCAAGUAUAGCAUCAUGACCAAGGAUGCCAUCCUGAACAUGGGCAUCAAGGCGGCAUACAGGACCAAAGGAGACCUGGAUUUCAUCACCCUCACGGACAGCAGACCUGUUGGCAAGCCCAUAACAGUGACGAAAAAUGAUGACAUCAUCCUCUCCACAGGGCUCAGCACUGGAGUAUCUGUGGCUAAUCUGAAAACAGUCUAUUACAAAAUGGUAGAGGACAGUGACACUUGCCACUUUGACAUUUCCAUUGAUAUGAAGCCACGCAACCCACGCUCCAAUAACUACAUGGAGUUGUUACCACGCAUCAUCGCCUGUGCGAGGUAUAAACCAUCGGAGAAUGAGGUGUACACAGAGGCCAGUCACACUGUCAUGGAGAUUCAACUGCCAACGGGAGUAAACCCACUACAAGAGGACCUGGACACGAUGCAGAAUGGCCUCGAGACUCUCAUCUCUGAUUACGAAAUUGACGGGGACAAAGUCAUCAUCCAACUGGACUCGGGUGUACAGUCUGUAGUGUCCAGUAUGGCGUACAGCAAUAGUCCCCAGCGUCCAGGGUGCACAGUAACGGUUCCCAGUGUCCAUAAGGGUACAGCAAUAGUCCUCCAGCGUUCAGGGCACAGCAACGGUCCUGCGGACCUCCCCAGGGUGCCCUCGGCCGCAUCCAUACCGCGGGACCCGCUGCCCAGAGCCAACACGGGCCACCAGCGCCCAGGUUCCAACCAUGCCACCCAGGCAUGCCAACCACCCAGGUAUGCCAACCAUGCCAACCACGACCCAGGUAUGCCAACCACGACCCAGUGUGUUGGUUUAGUGUGGAGUUGUCUCUGUCUCUCACAGAGAGCUGUUCUAAUGAUAAUGAGUGUAGUGUGUUGGUUUAGUGUGGAGUUGUGUCUGUCUCCCACAGAGAGCUCGUGCUCUAAGGUCUACCACCCACAGGAGCGCAAACUACUGAGGCUGUGUGAAAAGGAACAGUGCCACUGCAUGGCAGCGGAAUGCUGCACCUUCAGAUCCACUCUGGACACUGAUCAGAUCAACGCUGACUCCCUGCAGAAGGACAUGUGCAAGGACAGGGUCAAAUAUGCGUUUAAGGUCAUUGUUGAGUCGAAUGAAGCCGAGGGAGAUUUUGUGACAUACAAAGCGAAAGUACAGGAUGUCUUCAAAAAAGGGGCAGAGGACGUAAAGAUCGGCUCAGAGGUGGAGUUUGUGAAGAAGGCCACGUGCAGCUCCACACGGGUGGAGGCAGGACAGCAGUACCUGGUGAUGGGGGCGGAGAUCAUGCAGAUACGGCAGCACCGCUCCUACAGAUAUAAGUUCCCACUGGACUCCCAGGCACAGGUGGACAUAUGGCCGGACAGAGCGACCUGCAAGGAGAGGGCCUGCACAAACUACCUCAGAGAGCUUGACAACUUCACAGAUAACAUUCUCAUCGAUGGUUGCUGAGGGAACCAAAGUCACCUGACCUCCACAGAGCCAAUGAGAGGACAGGGAGCCUGCAAAGCACCUGGAGAAUGUAGAUAUACCCACUGUACUCACAAGUGUUUGGAAAUGUACCUAUGAUACGCAGUGGAAUGCAGUGAUUGUUAACCUGUAAAAACAAAUAAAUACAUUUACAGACAAAAUA
Molecule: messenger RNA, 5524 nt
Organism: Alosa alosa (allis shad)
Lineage: Eukaryota; Metazoa; Chordata; Actinopteri; Clupeiformes; Clupeidae
Gene: c5
Product: complement component 5
Exons: 43
Coding region: 64-5343 (1759 amino acids)
Cellular component (GO): extracellular region
Molecular function (GO): protein binding; endopeptidase inhibitor activity
Source: RefSeq, a predicted model, not a curated record